Messenger RNA from Amblyraja radiata (thorny skate), 2491 nucleotides. RefSeq names its product BTB/POZ domain-containing protein 17. Gene Ontology annotation, molecular function: protein binding. The coding region runs from base 99 to 1565 and encodes 488 amino acids. NCBI's taxonomy places the organism in Eukaryota, Metazoa, Chordata, Chondrichthyes, Rajiformes, Rajidae. The record is from RefSeq and is a predicted model, not a curated record. The transcript has 3 exons.
UAAAAGGAGGCUUUACGGUGAGGGGCAGCUGAAAAGGAACCGUGUCCUACAUAAGUGUCCAGUGAUCCAGAUGUAUUCUGACUGAGUUUUCACACAACAUGGGCACCGUCGAGACAAUGUUCUUCAGGAGACGUCCGAGCGAAAUGAGAUGUUUUCUUCCCUUUGCUACUUUGAUUUUAUUAAGUGCCAUCGCUGAAGGAGCUCAGGAAAUAGAUCUAAACAAUGACAAUGCGAUUGCAACGAUCAACCAUUCUUCAGUCCUCAUUGAUCACCUUCAGGGGCUCCUGCACAAUUCCAACUCAAGUGACAUCAUGCUGAAAGUCUACACGGCGAACUCAGAUGAAGUCAAAGUCUUCCACACUCACCACCUUCUUCUCGUCCUGCAGAGUGAUGUCUUUGAGGACCUCCUGCUGAAUCAAAGUAUCACCACUCUUGUUCUGCGUGAAACAGCUGAAUGUGCUGUCAUUUUUGAGAAACUACUCAGAUACUUGUACAGUGGUGAAAUCACCAUCCUUUUGAAUCAAGUUGUCUCACUACAUAAACUGGCCAGCAAGUACCACAUUGCAGCCCUGCAGCAUGGCAUUAUUGAAUACAUGACUCAACACCUUGCCACUGCUUUUCCACAAGGCCAUGUGGUCAGGUGGUAUCAUUACUCGGUCAGGAUAGGUGACGAAGAACUACAGGAAAGAUGCAAGCGGUUUCUGGCUUGGAAUAUGUCCAGUGUCAUUCACAGCCCAGAGUGGCAAACAGUUAGCGAUGACCUGAUGAUUGCCCUGCUCCAACGCUCCGAUCUGGUUGUGGAAAAUGAACUGGAAAUCUAUUAUGCAAUCGAAGAAUGGAUAAAGAAGAACCAACCUGAUGUCACAGUCACAGACACCGUUCUCAAGUCAAUCCGUUACGCCAUGAUCAGCCCCCAGCAUCUGUUCCACAUGCAGAAGCAAUCACCCAUCAUCAACGAGCAUUAUAGUUCCGUCCACGACUUACUUUUCCUUGCUUUCCAGUUUCACUCCACCACACCCCUGGUGUUUGCCAAAUAUUUCGAUGUCAAUUGUAGCCUCUUUAUACCAAGGAAUUAUUUGUCUAGUUCCUGGGGAUCCCCAUGGGUGAUCAAUAACCCUGCUCGAGAUGAUCGUAGCAACAGCUUCCAAACCCAGCUGACGGCCAGUAACUCCGACUCGAGCAAAAGGGUGACAUGGAACGCUCUCUUCUCACCAAGGUGGAAGCCCGUCAACUCCAGGCACUCUCACUCUUCAUAUAGUUAUGGAGCACUCCAGACCCGCAGCCCAGAAGAUGGUAGGCCAAGGAUAAUAAUCAACCCUGCUACCAACAGCGUUGGCUUUGCAGGAGUCAGCUUUCAGAAGACUAUCUUGGUGAAAGUGCAGCAAGAUGGAAGGUCCUACGUGAAGCACGUGUAUAAUUUCCACCAAAGUACCCAAGAAACCGGUGACUUCCUUUUUCAAGCUGAUCUCCAGAAACGUUCCUCAGAGUACUUGAUUGACAAUUCUCUUCACCUUCACAUUAUCAUUAAACCCAUUUACCAGCCAUUGAUUAAAGUGAUAAAUUGAUUAAAUGAUUGGUUUCGGAAGAAGAGGUUCAUCCAAAAACAGUCACUGUAAAUAAAGUCUAGUGCAUGUAGAAACUGGGAAACCCUAACUGCCUGAUAGAUGCCUUUUAAUAUAUAACGGUCGGUCCCUCGUCCAUAGCUGACAUUCCAAAAAUUCCACAAUUGAUCAGUCCAUUUCUAGCAAUGGACAAUAGACAAUAGACAAUAGGUGCAGGAGUAGGCCAUUCGGCCCUUCGAGCCAGCACCGUACAGUGUACAAUCCCGUCUACCUGUGCCCUCCGGCAAGUCUGUUAACAAAUUGAAUGGUUGCCGAUAGUUGAAAGUAGACCACACCAGCAAAGAUGACUAGAAAAGUUGAUAGAGCCUCCAAGAAAUGAAAAAUAAAAUGUUUAGAAUCUAUUCCACUUAUUAUCGUGUAAUUAAAAAUCAUGAUCAUUUGUGGCCUACUGUGUAUAGUGAACAUUUUCCUACCCUCUCAAGGGUCCUUUCAUUGGCCAAGUAUUUCCUUCAUGAAAUGUACACAAAUUUUAAGAAUAAUUUGGUGAUGUAAUAUUCCCCAAAUACAACCUAAUACUCACUUAUUUUGUUUAAUGACAAUAAAACUAGAUUAAAAUUUACAACCUGAAACAUCAUCAUUAAGAAAAUAUCAAAUAAUAAGUGCCCCAGUGUAGGAGGUUCAUGCUGUCAACCAUUUUAACAUCGUGCUGGAGUGGCUCAAUGUAUCAGACAGCAUCUGUGGAGGAAACGGGUAGGCGACGUUUCGGGACUCUUGUUCACACUCGACCCAAAAAGUCACCUAUCCAUAUCCUCCACAGAUGCUGCCUGACCCGCUGAGUCAGUCCAGCACUUUGUGCUUUCCUCAAGAUUCCAGCAUCUGCAGCUCUGAGCAAAAACAGUUUGAAUACAUUAAAUAUUAUUUGGACCAAA